AUGGCGGACGGGGACAGCGGCAGCGAGCGCGGCGGCGGCGGCGGGUUCGGGACCGCCCGCGGCGGGGCGGGGGGGGCCGGCCCGGCCGCGGGGCCCGGCGGCGGCGGCGCGGCCGGCCCCGAGCAGGAGACGCAGGAGCUGGCGUCCAAGCGGCUGGACAUCCAGAACAAGCGCUUCUACCUGGACGUGAAGCAGAACGCCAAGGGCCGCUUCCUCAAGAUCGCCGAGGUGGGCGCGGGCGGCUCCAAGAGCCGCCUCACGCUCUCCAUGGCCGUGGCCGCCGAGUUCCGCGACUACCUGGGCGACUUCAUCGAGCACUACGCGCAGCUGGGCCCGUCCAGCCCCGAGCAGCUGGCCCAGGCCGCGGGGCCGCCGGGCGAGGACGGCGCCGGGCCCCGCCGCGCCCUCAAGAGCGAGUUCCUGGUGCGGGAGAACCGCAAGUACUACCUGGACCUGAAGGAGAACCAGCGCGGGCGCUUCCUGCGCAUCCGCCAGACCGUGAACCGCGGCCCCGGCGGCCCGGGGGGGUUCGCGGGAGGCCCCCCCGGGCUGCAGAGCGGCCAGACCAUCGCGCUGCCCGCCCAGGGCCUCAUCGAGUUCCGCGACGCCCUGGCCAAGCUCAUCGACGACUACGGCGGCGAGGAGGACGAGCUGGGCGGCCCCGGCGGCGGCGGCCCGGGCGGCGGGGGGCUCUACGGGGAGCUGCCCGAGGGCACGUCCAUCACCGUGGACUCCAAGCGCUUCUUCUUCGACGUGGGCUGCAACAAGUACGGGGUGUUCCUGCGGGUCAGCGAGGUGAAGCCGUCCUACCGCAACGCCAUCACCGUCCCCUACAAGGCCUGGGCCAAGUUCGGCGGCGCCUUCUGCCGCUACGCCGAGGAGAUGCGCGACAUCCAGGAGCGCCAGCGGGACAAGCUCUACGACCGGCGCGCCGGCCCGCCGGGACCCGGCAGCGGCAGCGGCGCCGGUGACGACUCCGACGGCGACGACGUGGACGACGACUGAGCCGAUCCCCCCAGCCCUCGACCCCGACGCCGGCCCCCCACCACCCCCCCUGA
Messenger RNA from Melozone crissalis (California towhee), 1058 nucleotides. It is a transcript of the gene PURB, whose product is annotated as purine rich element binding protein B. The coding region runs from base 1 to 1005 and encodes 334 amino acids. Gene Ontology annotation, molecular function: DNA-binding transcription factor activity, RNA polymerase II-specific; purine-rich negative regulatory element binding; RNA polymerase II transcription regulatory region sequence-specific DNA binding. The record is from RefSeq and is a predicted model, not a curated record. Gene Ontology annotation, cellular component: nucleus. The transcript has a single exon. Gene Ontology annotation, biological process: regulation of transcription by RNA polymerase II. Lineage: Eukaryota; Metazoa; Chordata; Aves; Passeriformes; Passerellidae.